GCCCGACUUUCCUUUGAUCUCCAGCUGCCUUUUAGCAAUAUUUGCUCACUACUGAGACUAUUCUGUAGUUUGUGGAGGCAUCGCCGACUCAACGGCAACGACGAUCAUCUCUUGAUCCAUUUUAUUUGGAGAUCUGAAAGAAGAGCCAAGAUCUGCUCUCUUCUGCAAUCAGAUGGCGGUGUCACUGACAGUGGUGGGGGGAUGGUUCGCGCAGGCCUUCAUCCAGACCUUGAUCGAUAAGGCCAGCGACAAAGCCAUCCAACUGUUUGCCGAACGCCGGGGUUUCGCGGCGGACAUGGAAACUCUGUGCACGUCGCUUCUGGAGACUCAAAUCAUCCUUGACAAGGUACAGAGUAGUCAGAGCAACGACACCAAGUGGAAGACAUUGAUGCAGAAACUCAAGGAUGCUGCUUAUGAUGCUGAGGACUUGAUAGAUGAGUUCCAAUACCAUGUACUCAGGCUGAAGAUCAAAGGUGAAGAAGAGGACAAGGCAGUAAGUGGCUCCGGUGGCCUUCCCAACAUUUUUUCUGCUGCAAAAGAAAAGUUGUUUGGUUCUUCUCAUUCCUUGGAGGAAGAUGCCAUGAGAGCUAGCGUGGUGGAGAUUCAAGGAAGGCUGGAGAGAAUCGCUAACAGUAUGAAGAGCAUCAUGAAUGUGUUACCACCAAAUGAUAGAGGGAAGCAACCAGAUCAGAUGAAGUUUCAGACCAGAGAAUCAUGCUCUUCCCCGGUGACGGACAUAUUGUUUGGUAGAGAUAAAGAACUAAAUCAAGUGGUAGAGUGGUUGUUGGGGUCAGCUAAUCAGGUGGAACCAGCAUCAGGAUUUCUCAAUGAUACCUUCUCCGUCUUGUCCAUCGUCGGGAUAGGAGGGGCCGGAAAGACUACUCUUGCUCAGUAUGCGCACAAAGACAACAGAGUUCAGGACUAUUUCCACCUCAAGAUUUGGAUCUGUGUGUCUAACAAUUUCACGGUACAAGAACUCGCUAAAUCUAUAAUAGAGUCAGUAACUCUACAAAAACAAUAUGAUAAUAUGGGGUUAGAAUCUCUUCAAAAAAUACUCCAUCAGCAUAUUGCACAAAAGAAGUUUCUGCUUGUUCUGGAUGACGUGUGGAGCGAUAAUAAGAGAAUCUGGGAGAAAUUCUGUGCACUACUCAAAGUCGGAGCUUAUGGUAGCAAAAUCAUUGUUACGACUCGAGAUAUGAAAAUUUCUAAAAUGGUUAGCUUGGUGGAACCAAUCUUGCUUCAUGGUUUAGACGAAGAUACCUUUUGGCAAUUGUUCAAGAAAUGCUCAUUUGGCACACUUAACCCUGAAGAAUAUCCGGAGCUAGAAGACAUUGGUAGAAAAAUUGUUCGCAAGUUGAAGGGCUCACCAUUAGCUGCAAAGACACUUGGCGGUGUUCUGCAAUCAAAUUUAUGUCAGCAACACUGGGCCACCGUAAUGGAGAGCGACAUAUGGAAAGUAAAACAAGAUGAAGAUGACAUUAUGCCAGCCCUGCAUUUAAGUUAUCAAUAUCUUAAUGAAAAUUUGAAGCAGUGUUUUGCUUUUUGCUCGGUGUUCCCUAAAGACUACAGAUUUGGUAAAGCUGAGUUAGUUCGAAUGUGGAUGGCUGAAGGCUUCAUCAAAGAUAAAAACACAAGAGGAUGGAAGAUGUUGGAAGCGACUAUUUUCUUGAGUUUGUUAACAAGUCUUUCUUUCAAGAAUACGAAUUUGGUGCAUUUGUGAUGCAUGACCUUGAAUACGAAUUUGGUGCAUUUGUGAUA
Molecule: messenger RNA, 1758 nt
Organism: Zingiber officinale
Lineage: Eukaryota; Viridiplantae; Streptophyta; Magnoliopsida; Zingiberales; Zingiberaceae
Product: disease resistance protein RGA2-like
Exons: 2
Coding region: 173-1720 (515 amino acids)
Biological process (GO): defense response to other organism
Molecular function (GO): ADP binding
Source: RefSeq, a predicted model, not a curated record